CGGAAGUUGGGUCCCGGGUCGAAAGUUAACACGUCCGGUGGUCCUAGAUAUGUAUCGUUCGGAAAAAAUUCUUAGAUUCAUUUGCCCUCACUUGCUCUACUUCAAGAGUAGGAGGAGAUACAGCCUCAGCAAAAAGUCAGUGAAGGACGGGGAAUUUGAGAUCUUGCUCAAAAUCAUCAAGUUGACUGGUGACAAGAUUUGGUCCCUUUUAGAGCAGCUUCGUGAUCCAGAAAUCCACGCUACUAUCCGAUGAAAAAUCUCUGCUCUAAGGACGGACGAAGCGUACCUGGAUGACGGCGAGAAA
This is a messenger RNA of Pyricularia oryzae 70-15, 304 nucleotides long. RefSeq lists its product as uncharacterized. Lineage: Eukaryota; Fungi; Ascomycota; Sordariomycetes; Magnaporthales; Pyriculariaceae. The record is from RefSeq and is a predicted model, not a curated record. The transcript has 2 exons. The coding region runs from base 50 to 253 and encodes 67 amino acids.